UGGCGCGCGGUAUCCGGGGGCGGAGCCGGCGCGGCGGGCCAGACCGAGGGGCGCGGGCCGCCGGGCCGCGAUGGGCGAGGGCGGGCUCCCCCCGGCCUUCCAGCUGCUGCUGCGUGCUUGCGACCAGGGCGACACCGAGACGGCGCGGCGGCUGCUCGAGGCGGGGGCGGCGGAGCCGGCGGAACGCAGCGCGGAGCCCGAGGCGGGCGCGGAGCCGGCGAGGGCCGAGGCGGCCGGGCCCGGGGCGGCGGCGGCGGCGGCGGCCGGAGCUCCAGUGCCCGUGGACUGCUCGGACGAGGCGGGCAACACGGCGCUGCAGUUCGCCGCGGCCGGGGGCCACGAGCCGCUGGUGCGCUUCUUGCUGCGCCGCGGCGCCUCGGUCAACAGCCGCAACCACUACGGCUGGAGCGCGCUCAUGCAGGCAGCCAGAUUUGGGCACGUGAGUGUGGCACAUCUCCUUUUGGACCAUGGGGCUGAUGUCAACGCCCAGAACCGGCUAGGGGCCAGUGUGCUCACUGUGGCCUCUCGGGGUGGCCACCUGGGCGUGGUGAAGCUACUUCUGGAAGCUGGUGCCUUUGUGGACCAUCACAGCCCCUCCAGCGAGCAGCCGGGGGCAGGGGACAGCAGGGACGAGCUGUUGGACAUCACAGCCCUGAUGGCUGCCAUCCAGCAUGGGCACGAGGCCGUAGUGCGUCUACUGAUGGAGUGGGGUGCGGACCCCAAUCGCGUGGCCCGAACUGUGGGCUGGAGCCCGCUGAUGCUGUCAGCGCUCAUUGGGAGGCUUGGCGUGGCCCAGCAGCUGGUGGAGAAGGGGGCCAACCCUGACCACCUCAGUGUGCUAGAGAAGACGGCCUUCGAGGUUGCACUGGACCGCAAGCAUAGGGAUCUUGCAGACUACCUGGACCCACUGACCACGGUCAGGCCCAAGACAGAUGAGGAGAAAAGGCGGCCUGAUAUUUUCCAUGCAUUGAAAAUGGGAAACUUCCAGCUGGUCAAAGAGAUUGCAGACGAAGACCCCAACUAUGUGAAUCUGGUCAACGGGGAUGGGGCCACCCCGCUGAUGCUGGCAGCGGUCAUGGGACAGCUUCCUCUGGUGCAGCUGCUGGUGGAGAGGCAUGCUGACGUUGACAAGCAGGACAGCGUGCAUGGCUGGACGGCCCUCAUGCAGGCCACUUACCACGGGAAUAAGGAAAUUGUCAAAUAUCUGCUAAACCAAGGGGCUGAUGUCACUCUUCGUGCAAAAAACGGGUACACGGCCUUUGACCUAGUGAUGCUGCUGAGUGAUCCUGACACGGAACUUGUUCGACUGCUGGCAUCUGUCUGCAUGCAGGUGACUAAAGACAAAGGCCGGCCCAGCCACCCACCGCCUCUGCCGCACUCGAAGGCUCGACAGCCCUGGAGCGUCCCAGUGCUGCCCGAUGACAAAGGCGGGCUUAAGUCCUGGUGGAACCGAAUGUCCAAUCGGUUCCGGAAGCUCAAACUGACGCAGACCCUGCCCCGUGGGCUCUCCAGCAACCAGCCUUUGCCUUUCUGUGAUGAGCCAGAGUCAGCACUGGACUCCACGAUGCGGGCAUCCCCCCAGGAUAAGCUAAGGCGCCUGGGGCUUCAGGCUGUCGCCCCUACCAUGAAAGAGAAUGGUCCUGGGAGCACGAGAGGAGACAAAGAAGAUGUGUUAUUGACCACCAUGCUUCGCAAUGGAGCCCCCUUCCCCAGACUCCCGAGUGACAAGCUGAAGGCAGUCAUCCCCCCUUUCUUACCCCCUUCCAGUUUUGAGCUGUGGAGCUCCGAUCGGUCCCGGACAUGUCACAGUGGGAAGGCAGAGCCCGUGAAGACUGUGCUGCCCCAGAGAGCUGGCAGGGGUGCCCCCGUGGGCGUGGCUGGUGGGAGCACCGAUGCUACUCCUGUCAGGCCUGUUAAAUUUCCAUCUCUCUCCAGAAGCCCCACCUCUCCUGCCAAUUCUGGAAACUUCAACCACUCACCUCAUUCCUCAGGUGGCUCCAGCGGGGUAGGGGGCUCGAGCAGGCAUGGCGGGGAGCUGCAUAACCGCUCAGGUGGCAGCAUAGACAGUGUCCUGUCCCAAAUCGCUGCCCAGAGGAAAAAAGCAGCUGGUUUAUCGGAGCAAAAGCCCAGCCACCAGUCAAGUCCCGCUGGGCCAGCACCAGGGUCCAGCUCGUCUGAACUCCCAGUCUCCCCCGCAGGUGGUGGCGGUCCCAGCGGCAAGCAGAAGCUGGAGACGAGCAAAAGGCCUCCGUCUGGAACUUCCACUCCCUCCAAGAGCACCUCGCCUACGCUCACGCCCUCCCCUUCACCCAAAGGGCACACGGCCGAGUCCUCAGUGUCCUCCUCCUCUUCCCAUCGGCAGUCCAAGAGCAGUGGGGGCUCCAGCAGCGGCACCAUCACAGAUGAGGAUGAACUGACUGGAAUCCUUAAGAAAUUGUCACUUGAGAAAUAUCAGCCCAUUUUUGAGGAGCAAGAGGUGGACAUGGAAGCCUUCCUCACGCUCACCGACGGUGACUUGAAGGAGCUGGGUAUUAAGACAGAUGGAUCCAGGCAGCAGAUCUUGGCAGCAAUUUCUGAACUGAAUGCGGGCAAGGGACGCGAGAGACAAAUUUUACAGGAAACCAUUCACAACUUCCACUCUUCCUUUGAGAGCAGUGCCAGCAACACCAGGGCCCCAGGAAACAAUCCCUGUACAUGAUCCUCCCUCCUGUGGUGACCAGCGUGAGCUUUCUGAAUCCCAGUGCUACCCUCACGCAGCCCGUGUUCCGGCCAUCAACUCCUCCCCAUUCCCUGAAACACGCCCCGGUUGGUCACACCACCAUGCGUUUGUCACGUUCCCUCUGCCCCAGAUGCCUGUCUUCCCUUCUCUUCUCUGCUUUCGUAGUUGGUGAUGCUCUUGCUGUAACAAACUCCAACGCGGUAGACUUAUCCUCAUAUGAAGUCCGGUAUGGCUGCUUCUGCUUGGCAGGUGGCUUCCCACUGUAAUUUGGGGACCCAGUUCCUUUCACCUUGUGACCUUGUCAUCCCCAGGGGCUUCAGCAUCUUUGCUUCUUGCUGGCAGAAAGGGGAAAGGGGCGAUGGAGAAGGCACAGCCAUUCUGAACAACGUUCCUCUCCACUGUUCUUGCUCUAUCCUCUCCUGCUCAAGUUCCAUUGGCCACUGGUAGUCACAUGGCCCCACCUGGCUGCAUAGGAGGCUGGGAAAUGUAGUCUUUGCUCAGGUGGUGGCUGCCCAGCAGCAAGUCUACACUUAGCCAGGGCGGCGCCAUGUUUUAGAGGAAGCUUAGCUUUCCCUGACACAUCUUCCCAUAAAACUUCUAACUUUUUCUUUGUGAUCCAAGUCACCGAUCCAGUAAAGCCUUCCUUGACUCCCUUAUACAGAAGUAACUUUUUAGGACUCCGUUCUAACACCCGGCUGCACCGACUGCCUACAACACACAGCAGGUGUUCAGGAUGUGUGCGUUGAAUGCGUUUGUCUUUAUUGCGAUGGCAGGCUUUUCUGUAAGAAAAAGAGUAGGUCUGCUUUGUGAUCUCAGGUCCCUUCUCCCUUCUGGCCGUCAGUGUCCUCACCGCAAGAUCUAGGGUCAGGCAGGAGGAGGCUCCGCCGAUAGUCUGCUCUGCUCAUGCCAUGUCGCCAUAGGCUUUCCUGCACGUCAAGGGGGAGCAGAAGACCCUAAUAUAUUGCACAGUGGAGGGACUUUGGUGCUCAAAUUUUCUAGACAAGCCAAAUGUUUGGAAUUUCUUGUACACCCUGUUAAUGCUAUGUUCCUCAGAAGGGAAUCGGUCCCUACGGUUUUCUGCCCCUAUUACAUUUGCAGAGCUUUGACAGUAGCUUUUAGAAGUGUUUUCAAGUGAGUCAUUUGGCCAAUGCUUGUAGCAUUUGUUAACAUGCUGGGUGCCGGGGCUACAGAGACAAGCUAGAGCCAGUCCCCACCCUUGGGGACCUUUGUAGGCGGGAGAGGACAGGAAUGGUUGGUCCCAACCUCAAGAGGCAGAAUGGCAGAACUCAGGCUCAAAGUUCACCUCCAGCCCUGUGGCUGGCCAGCUGCAUGGCCUGGGACAGGUCACUUGGCCUCUUGCUCAGAGCUGAGAGCCGAUGUGCGGAAAGCUUUUAGUCUGUACAGAGCACCCAGUAGGCCGUCGCCUUCACAGAGUUCUUAUCUUUGCCAUAAGCUCCACCAGGCUACUUGCUGAUCUCCUUGGGAGGUGUGGCCACCCAUGUCCCUCCCCAGCCACGAAGGCCUGCUCCCCCUCCAUUGGCUUUGCAGGGCAGCUCUGACCACCUCAUGUUUCCCCCACCCCUGCCCGUUGAGACAGCUUCUCCUCCCUCCUCCCAUCCUCCCACUGGCAGCAGCCUACUUUCAACAUUCCCGGGAGGAGGCUGCACUUUAGCCGUCACUGACAGGCUUAUUUGUAAAUAGUCCUCAAAGCCAGGCCAUUAAGGAGACAUGGUCAAUGCACACGUACUGUGUGCAGCAGCUUGAGGUCAGUGUCGUCCAUCCUCUCUGUCACCCUGGAGAGCCCUGCACAUCUGGGAAACCCACAGAGUGAAGCUACGUGCCAGUUACACAGCCCAGGGUGGGCAUAGCUGGCCCAGACCUGGCUCUGGUGGGCUUCCAGGCCCAGGCCUUUCCACUGAUCCACGUAGACUUCCGGAGCUGGAGGCACCGGGUAUCCUCAAUGUUGUAAUGUACUGAUGUCUCCAGGGCUUAGUUCUCAAUAGGCCAAAGGUUGUUUGCCCCUGAAAUACACUGGUCUCUGAGUUACGUGCCCCGAGGUUCUUUGUCUGCUUCCUGCUGCUGUGCUAGUUUUUCCGUAAGCCCCCUAUCCGUUCAGCAUGCUGCCAGGUAUAUUUGACUGAACGUCCGCACACACACAAACUGUGCUUUAUGGGGGCAGCUUUCCUCAUCUGAUGGCCCAGACAGAGCGGGGCUGAUUCUCAUCUUGCAGGUGGGAAAACAGGCUUGGGAGAGGUGCUUCUCUUGGCUUUUCCAUUGGAGUCAAGUGGCUCUAAGGCUUUUCUCCCAGGCAGUUUGUGUGCUGUCUGAUGAGAGAUAUCUAGCACACUUUCUGGGGCAUGAUCUUCCCCUUCCUGGUGACACUCCCCACCCCACACAUGUAUCCCGCACCCCCCCACACUCCCACCAGUCUGUAAGAGGCCAUUCUCCUCCAUAGGAAGUGUUUCCCUUGCUCAGUGACCUGAACCAGCAUUCCCCAAAGUGGGUUCCUUGGAACACUACUUCCAUGGGAUAUUAAUGGGUUUUUCAUAAAGAAAAAUCAAGGGAGUGUGUAUGUGAAAGUGGGGUAGGGCACUAUGUGAUCAGAUAGGUUUGGCGGGCACUGGGUUAAAGCCCAGUUAUAUGACUGUCUUGCUGCAGGACAUCUCAGUACCUUCAGCUUGCCUGCGUUUGUAGGGCCUCUUGGAGGCAGCUGUGUAACAUGUAGCAUUUCCCAUAUGUUUGCUCACAGAUCACCUCUUCAUGGUGCUCUUGCAAGACAGGUUCCUGGGACGCUGUCCAGGAAGCCUUCUUUGACUGGGACAGUGGCAGCCACGAGGACUUAGCUGCUGGGAGUUGGGUGAGGGUGCACUCAAGGGCUUUAGCUGGGUCAGGGAUCCUCAGUCCUUCUCUGUGCCCAGCAUUUCCUGGCAGAGGGGCCCUGCUUUGGCAGUAGGACAUCAGGGUUGGGGAGUCCCCUGAACUUUUGGGUGAUUGGGACCUGGCUCAGAGGACUCUCCAUCUUUUGCAGGGGAGAGGGCCCUGUUCCCCAGCCUUAGUGCCAUAGCCCCACUGGUGUGUGCUGUGUGUUCGUGCCACACCCCCCGCCAGCCAGGGGAUACUCCUGCCACCUUCCUUCGGUGCCAGACCAUUAGAUAGAAGCCAGCUAGUUUUGCAAGGAGAAUGCUUACAUUCACCAAACAUGCACUGAGCAUCCAGCCUGUGCCUGCCCUUACUUGUGUUUUGGAUCCAGAGUUGAAAUAUGCACAUUUCUGCCCUUAAAGAGCCCAGAGUGUCUUAGAAGAGACAAGCAUGUAAUAAAUGUGUUACAGUGCUGUGUGAGGAGUCUUAUAAUGACUUAUGAUGAAGGCAUGUGCUAGGUUCGUGGCUCUGAGCACAUUGUCUGUGAUGGCUGAGGUUUGGCCCAGUAGGAGAGGGCUAGCAGAUGAGGAAUCUAGCGGGCCCCCAGACAGGGACAGCCUGUGUGAAGUUGGUCUGUAUAUAACGUUUGUGCACUACAUGUUGCUUGGGUUGUUAGAUACCUGUUUUUCUGAUUUGGGUUGGGUUUUAUUGUUGUUGUUUUUUGAUUUGGGUUUUUUAAAAUGCAUAGAAACAGUUUGUCCCCCUGGAGAGAGCACUGAAUCUAGAGUCAAUCCUAACACUGGGUUUUUGCUCAGCCACUUACUGGGUAACAGCUGGCUUUUUUGUUGUUGUUGUUUUUAGAAGAGGGUAGUGCUCUCCAAGGUGCUGAAGAUCAGAUGUAAGCAAGAAAGCCCUUUUCACACCAUGUUGAGCCAUGCAGAUUUGAGAACUCCCCACUAUGGCUGCACAUCUGAAUUUAAUCUCAGCCUCCCUCUCUAUCUCCCCAUCCUCCUCUUCCCUACCUCCCACUUGCCCAGAUGUAGCCAUAGCUAGGGAGGGGAGCAGCGGGUAAGGCCAGAAGAAGGGACCUCCCGCCAGAGGGAGCAGCAGCUUAGCUGGGCUCUGCUGGCCUCAGAGUCCAGGGAAGCAAGAAUUGUCAGAGGAUCCCCACACUCCAGCAGUUCUGACUCUGGGGGUUUGUGUCUUUGGGAUUCCCAGCAAGGUGAACAGAAAGAAGCAGGAAGGCUUUCCAGCCAAAUUGCAGGAGCUGAUCCAGCAAAGAGGAAGCAGGAAACCCUUCCAUUUUCUCUUACCUUGGAGCUGCCCAAGGACACAGCCAUGCAGGCGAGGAUCAGACUAGGCUGCUGUGGGCACCUACGCUGACCCAUGCCACCAAGAAUGCCUCCCAAAGCUCGAGACUCUUCUUGGGAAGAUUUUGCAGCCCAGCCUGAAGGUGUUGUGAAGCAUCAUCUGUGCCCAUCUGUCCUUGUCCAUUUCAAGCAAGAUUAUCGUGUCUUUUUAACUAACAGAUCCUGUUCAACAUGCAAGGACACCCGAUGUUUUUUCCUGAUAAAGUCAAUACCAAAUUCUGUAGGACAGGCCAGAGAAUGAGUCUCCUCCCCAGGAGGUGGGAGGUGAAUCACCUCCUCUGGGCAGGUUCUCCUUAAAUAUUUCUGGAAGGUCUGCCAGACUCGCCACUGGCCUCUGGAGGUGUCUGCUCCUCUGGAACAUGCCGCCUAAGAGGGGAUUAGACUCUGCCUGAAAUUUCAGCCCCUCAUCUAAGAAGCCAGUCUGUAUGGACAGUGAUUCACCAAAGCUUGGGAUGACAGAAGGGAAAUCAACACAGAAUCACCGGUACUGGGAUAGAGCAGAAAGCCCAGUUCAUCUGUCUCCAGUUCUUUCUAAAGCAGAAACACCCAGGGAUCCCUCCUCAGGGCCCUGCCCAGUGGGGUGAGCCAAGCCCACCAGGUUCCCAGUUCCUGUCGGAGCCAGGUCCCUAGGGCUACUGGACAAAGGGCAUGACUGUCUUCUUCAGGGAGAUGUGUCUCUACCCUCCAGGUAACUGGGCUAAAGUUUAGCCUUGAGUCCUCCAUAAAGCUGCUGUAUCCUUUGAUAUGAGACCAAGUUGCCAUUUUGUUUCAGCUCUCCCGAGUGGGUUCCCAUGUUCCUCAGCAUCAUACAUCACUUUUUAUUAUUAUUUUCCUCAUGAAGGGACUUGAUUUCUCUAAAGGACUUUUGUUUGCCAAAUGUGUAUUAAAUAACCGUGGAUUUGUCUUCCCAUGUUGAUUUUGCUCAUCAAAGGCAUAAAUGCUGCUCGGUUUCCUUCCCGUGACAACCUUUCCAGUGCAGGCACUCGCAGUGAGCCAGUGAAGCUGUGGGCUGCCCUGUCUCUCCCACACCUGCCCCACUGGGCAGCUCUCUCAGCCCCUUCCUGCCAGGUCAGUGACCAUGGCCCACAGAUUUUGUUUUGCCAUGAUGCAUCACGUCCUCUUUGAUCCCCAUCAUCUAUUUCAUCCAGCCCCCCCCCCACUGCCCCUCUGGAAACCACUAGUUCUCUACAGUUAAGAGUCUGUUUCUUGGCUUCUCUCUCUCUCUCUCUCCCUUUUUACACUUUGUUCUGUGGCAUAAGGACAUUAAUCUCACCAAGGUCCCCCGGGUACAGGGAACAGCGGGUCUGAAUGCAGGGCUCACCUCUCAUUCUUAGGAGGGGCCACGUUUUCUCCAGGCUGUCUUGCUGCCUUUCAACACACAGAGAAACAUUAAAUUGGUAUGAGCCCCACCAGUAACAAAAAUAAAACCUGUUAGUCUGUA
Molecule: messenger RNA, 8389 nt
Organism: Mustela lutreola (European mink)
Lineage: Eukaryota; Metazoa; Chordata; Mammalia; Carnivora; Mustelidae
Gene: ANKS6
Product: ankyrin repeat and sterile alpha motif domain containing 6
Exons: 15
Coding region: 71-2698 (875 amino acids)
Biological process (GO): innate immune response
Cellular component (GO): cytoplasm
Molecular function (GO): protein binding
Source: RefSeq, a predicted model, not a curated record